AUGUUUCUGGAUGAAGAACAAUGUGUGCCUGAAGCGUGUCUCGCUGAAAAUCCGGUGUCGCAGAAGACUUCUCUACAGCGACCGGAGGGGGAGCCGGACAGGAUAGAGCAAAGCCUCCUUGGAGGCCAUGGAGCAAAGGAGAUACAUCCCUCAUGGCGUCGUGACUACUCUUCAGUGAAUGCAAAGAGUCGGGAGGAGAACAAGCCCCGUUCGAGCCCUAGCGAUUUGGCUACAAGUGCGAUGCCAAACCAUUGGGAGGAUGAAAGAACAGGAAACUUACUUUACGAGUUGCGACGGAUUGUCCCGCAUCUUUCACCGGAAUUUGACUGCGGGGAGCGUGACGCAACGUUGAUUCUCUCCGCCAUACGAUCCGGCUCUGCCGCUGAAGGCACCGACUCUUGGGAACACCGUUUGUCUUCACUGGAGGCAGAGAAGCGGAUGAUACAAAGCAGACUUGAUCGUCGGAGCCACGAGUGUGAGGAACUGAAAGGGACCGUGGCUGAACUGAGACAGAAACUUAGAGCAACGCAGGAGAAUACAAAUGCUUCUGUGAAUGUGCUUUCUAAAAGACGUGAAGAGCUGCGAAAACAGCUUUUGCUUGAGGAGUCACGGAGCCAAAAACUGAAAAUUCGUAAUGGACAGUUGGAGAUGGAGCUGGAACGGCUUAAAGAGAUGUUGCGUUCACGACUAAGCAAGUAG
Molecule: messenger RNA, 699 nt
Organism: Trypanosoma cruzi
Lineage: Eukaryota; Euglenozoa; Kinetoplastea; Trypanosomatida; Trypanosomatidae
Exons: 1
Coding region: 1-699 (232 amino acids)
Source: RefSeq, a predicted model, not a curated record